Molecule: messenger RNA, 1177 nt
Organism: Oryzias latipes (Japanese medaka)
Lineage: Eukaryota; Metazoa; Chordata; Actinopteri; Beloniformes; Adrianichthyidae
Gene: mfap2
Product: microfibril associated protein 2
Biological process (GO): embryonic eye morphogenesis
Cellular component (GO): microfibril
Source: RefSeq, a predicted model, not a curated record
GCCUGCCAGAGGCCUGAGAUGUGGACGGGGAGGAGACUGCAGAUAUGGGGUGGAACACUGUGGAGCAGUGGGUUCCUCCUGCAUUCACAGAAAACAUCAGAGCCGGCAGAGCUUGGAGCUAAUUGAAUCAAAGAUCCAAGCCGGUCCUUUCAGUGAUUCCAGUCAGACUACCUCCCAGAGAGACCAUGAGAGCCCUGCUGCUUCUCUGCAUGCCAGUUCUGCUGCUCGCUCAGCAGCAUUACUCAGAUCCGUUUAACUAUUCCGAACAAGAAUAUGACGAUUACUUUCCAGGGGGUCAGGAGUCUGAGAGUCCCGCUCCUCUUCCUGGAACGUAUCAGCAGCAGGUUCAGCUCGAGCCCUUGGUGCGUCCAGAGAAACCCGUAUCUGAGUUUGAGACCGAGCCCACGGAGCCUGGACCUCUUGACUGCAGGGAGGAGCAGUACCCCUGCACCAGGCUGUACUCGGUCCACAAGCCCUGCAAACAGUGUCUCAACAGCCUCUGCUUCUACAGCGUGAGGCGAAUGUACGUCAUCAACAAGGAGAUCUGUGUGCGCACCGUGUGUGCCCACGAGGAGCUGCUGAGAGCGGACCUGUGUCGUGAUCAGUUCUCUCGCUGUGGGGUCAUGGCGCUGAGCGGCCAGUGCGCAUCGCUGGCAGGAAGCUGUGGGAAGAGCUGCGGUGGAUGCUGAUGAUCAGGAACACCACUCGCCCGGAUACUGCCCCCCCCCCGCUCCUCCUCCUCCCCCCUGCAUCCUCGCUGUGCUUCUCCUGCACAAUCCAUUAAUCCUGUGCGAAAAGCAUCUUGAAAACUUUUCACGCUUCGACCUUAGCGUCUCUGUCUGCCCAGUAAACCCCGUCUGCAUGGACGAACAUCCUCAACACUGAUGCUCUGGUGCUAUGAGAACUCAGAGGUGCACAAUAAACCGUGAGAUGCCUUAUUUUAAACGUCAAAUAUGAUAUUUUGCAUAAUGUGAUAUCAUUAUCUCACAUUUUUGUACUGUAGCUUCAUUAAACAAGCAGUGACUGCCACAGUCCAUGCAGAAACCACAUCCACAUGUAGUGAUGAUGAGUCUUUGUGUUGAGUGUCUUGAGUGAAGCAGAUGGUGAGUGACCUCAGUUUUUGCCUCUGUGCUACUGCUUUGUGAAACUAACACAAUAAACACUGAGGGUAAAGAAA